Molecule: messenger RNA, 2065 nt
Organism: Rhododendron vialii
Lineage: Eukaryota; Viridiplantae; Streptophyta; Magnoliopsida; Ericales; Ericaceae
Product: (-)-germacrene D synthase-like
Exons: 7
Coding region: 130-1836 (568 amino acids)
Biological process (GO): diterpenoid biosynthetic process
Molecular function (GO): terpene synthase activity; magnesium ion binding
Source: RefSeq, a predicted model, not a curated record
UUAGUGAGAGGGUGGAAAGGAUUAGAGACUGUUGAUCUUCUCUUACUCCUUCCAAUUCCCAUUCUCGGGUUCAUUCCUCCAUCUCUUAUUCCUUCCCAUUUCCAUUUCACAGCCACCCAACAUAGAAAAAUGGAAUUCGAUUCUAUCCCAACUGCUUUGUUAAUCUCAAGUAAGGCACCUGUUCAGGUCACACCACGUCGCCCUGAAUCAGUUUUUCAUCCUAGUAUUUGGGGAGAUCAUUUCCUUGCCUACGCUACUGUUGACAUGGAAAUGGAUAUCAACACGAAGCAAAAUCAUCAACAACUUAAAGAAAAUGUGAGAAAGCAACUAGUGGAAGCACAGGGUGAAUAUUCACAACAGCUAAACCUUAUUGAUGCAAUCCAGCGCCUUGGUGUGGCCUACCAUUUCGAAACUGAGAUUGACCAAGGGUUACAUCAAAUAUAUGAAACCUAUCAUCAAAGUGGUCACAAAAAUGUCAACAAUGACGAGGAUCUUUACAUUACUGCUCUCUCCUUUCGAUUACUAAGGCAACACGGAUAUUCUAUCUCUUGUGAUGUAUUCAACAAACUCAAGGACAAUGAAGGGAAAUUUAAGGAAUCGUUGUUUGGUGAUGUGAGAGGAUUAUUGAGUUUGUACGAAGCUACAUUCCUGAGUGUACAUCAAGAAGAUAUACUAGAUGAAGCAAUGGAAUUUACCACCACUCACCUCUAUUCUGCACUACUAAACUUGAGCAAUAAUCCAAUUGCAGCACAAGUAGUUCAUGCUCUAUAUCAGCCCAUCCACAAGGGCUUGACAAGGCUUGAGUCAAGGCAUUAUAUUUCCUUCUAUCAAAAAGAUGAUUCCCACAAUAAAGUUCUAUUGGAUUUUGCAAAAUUGGAUUUCAACUUAGUGCAGAAAUUGCACCAGAGGGAAUUAAGCGAAAUAACAAGGUGGUGGAAAGAUUUAGACGUUGCAGGAAAACUACCUUUUGCAAGGGACAGAUUGGUGGAGAUUUACUUUUGGAUAUUGGGAGUGUACUACGAGCCCCAAUAUAUUCUUGCUAUAAGGAUUCUAACCAAAGCGGUUUUCUUGAUUUCCCUUAUUGAUGACAUAUAUGAUGCUAGCAAUGCUACCAUCGAAGAACUUGUGCUCUUUAAUGAUGCAAUUCAAAGGUGGGAAGUGAUUAGUGCCUUGGAUCAACUUCCAGACUAUAUGAAAAUUGUUUAUCAAAAGAUUUUGGAUACUUACGACAUUAUUGAUGAUGAAAUGGCCAAGCAAGGAAGAUCAUAUGGAGUUGAAUACGCAAAAUCCGCGUUGAAAGAAUUGGUUGGAGCAUAUUUGCUUGAAGCCAAAUGGUAUCACGAAGGCUAUGUUCCAAGUAUGGAUGAGCAUAUGGCACUUGCACUAUUGAGUGCUGGCCACAAGGCUAUUUCAACCCUUUCCCUUAUUGGAAUGGGCGAGUUAGCGACCACAGAGGCCUUUGAUUGGAUGUCAAGUUUUCCUUUGAUUGUUCAUGCUUCAUCAGUGGUUAGCAGGCUCAUGGAUGAUGUGGCUGGCCACAAGUUGGAGCAAGAAAGAGGUCACCUAGACUCCUCAAUUGAAUGCUACAUGAAACAAUAUGGUGCAACAGAAGAAGAUGCUAUCAUUGAAUUCCAGAAACGAGUUACAAAUGCAUGGAAAGACAUGAACUCAGAGUGCCUCCGUCCAACCUCUGUCCCGAUGCCUAUCCUCCAGCUACCUUUCAACCUUGCACGAGUUAUUCAUCUUUUAUACAAUGGUGGAGAUAAUUACACCCAUUCUGGAACCAAGCUCAAGGGAUUUGUGAUCUUAUUACUCGUUGAUUCUGUGCCAACUUGAAAUCUCUAUAAAAAAAAUUGAAUCCAAAGAUCAAGUAAUCUUAUGUAUGGUUACCAUUGCUUAAAAAAAUAAAAGAGUCUUCUAAACUCUGGCCUUGCCUUUGAUGAAACAUGCAUGCAUUCAGCGGAAUGCAUGUUUUUAUCUUCUUAAAGCUAGGUUAGGAAUUCCCUGUAUUUAUAGUAUGCAAUGUAUUAUUUCCAUCAAGAAAUACAAUUUUUUUUCGUUGUUA